AUGUCACAAUCUGUUCACGGCGGUGGUUCACCGAUGUCGAGAGGAAUCGAAAUGUCAGACGGACGUUACGUCGGAAAAGAAAACGUCGUGAAAAAGAAAACAACCACGAAUCCUUGGGGUUUAGACGUAUCAGCGGGUGAAUUGUUAGGUCGUACUCACGAAGAACUCGUUUUGUUGCUCAUACAGUUGAGGCGACAAAGUGCCAGCGUUUGUAAAGCCAUGGAAUCGUGUCACAUCGAAAUCGAAGAACAGGCUCGACUCUCGGAAUUGGAUACUCCGAAACGUAUGGAACACAUAAGAAAAUUGGAAAAGUUAAAAAAACAUUUGUUGGAAUUGGAAAAACAAUACGAAAAGGGGAAACCCCUAGUUAAUCUAGUCGACAACAUGGUCAAAUUAGGAUCUCUUUACAAAGGAAACAAUCACGUGUACAACGGAAGUUUGGGUUUCGAAGACAGUCCGACGGUGAGAGAAAAAUUAGAAUUCAAUCAAAAAGUACAAGAGCAAAGAUUGUUGGCGGAAGAAAGGAGAGACUGGGACAGGUUGAGUUCGGAUCACGGACAGCUACAGGCAAAAGUUCAACAGUUGUAUAAACUCGAUCGACUCUUGCAAGAAGAAUCGGGUACUCUUCACAUAUUGCAACAAGACAAAGAAUUAUUGGAAAAAGCUUUGGGCGGUUUGAGACAUAAAUUACAAGUGAAUCGGAGCAAUCCGGUCGAAGUUGACAGAUACAGGAAACAGCAGAAAUUGAUAGAGAAAGAAUUGAGCAGAGUGAGGCUGUUGUUGGCACACAAUUCAAAGAAACUCGAAGAAACGGUCGCGGAAAAUGCACGGUUGGAACAAGAAUUGGUCAUACUCCGUCAAAAACUUCAAGCGAGUAGAGUCAACAGUAGAAAUUCCGUUCCUCUCCUACCCGAGUCUGCAACUUUGAGUACCACGGCAGCUUUGGAAGCUGAGCUGAGGAGAGUUCAGCAACUUGUCGGUGAUCUGCAAAGGCAGAGGCACGAAUUGAGCGCUCAAGUCAAACAAUUAACUGAAAAAAAUGACACUUUAGUCCAACAGAUUCGUCCUGGUCCCACGGGAGUUGCCGGAGCUGGACCCAUACCUGGGAAAAAAAAAUCUAGCGCGACUUGGUUAGAAACAGAUUUAGAUUUGCUCAUAACGCAAGAUGUCGGAGUUGAAAAUCAAGUUACCAAUCGGCAGAGUCGGCAACAACCAGCCAAUUCUGCAAGUUCUAGAAGCACAACUCCCAUGUAUAUUAACACCGAGAGUAAAAAGGGUCAGUCAGUCAGUCAGAAUGCCGCCGCCGUCGAAGAAGGUAUGAGGAGUCCAACGAGAAUGACGACACUCCAAUCGUCCGAAGAAGAAAAUCAAAACAAAUCAUCGUAUUGCACUCCGGUUGAACUGAGUGAAGCAGACGAAAGAAUGAAACGUUUCUAUGGAAUCAUACCGCGGGAAAAACAGGAAAUAAAAACUGUGAGAAUCGUUAAACGUGAGUCGGAGAGACGUCAAAGAGAUCGAGACAGAAGCGGAAAUAUUGGUAUACCCAUAGGAAACGUUGCCGUUGCCAAAAGAGUGUCCGUCAUUGAUGAAAACGACGGGUACGGAUUGGGAAGAGUCGAAGAAGAAUCUUCCGCGUCCUACGAUCAUCCCGUCUACAAUUCUUCGAUGUACGCCGGAAAAGAAGUACUCGAAGAUUACGGAAUGGUACCGGAUGACAAUGAAGACGUUUAUUUAAAUUACAAUAAUUCGAAAAAUCAUUUCCUGUUUCAAAAUUUGGGAAAUCACGGAGAUGAAAUUUUAGUCGUCGACACCGAUCCGUCGUCCGUCGGCAUUAAUCAAAAUAAAAAAUCAAUGUCGCUGCCAAGAGGUUUUGGUAAAAACGUCGUCGUACCAAACAGGUACGACAACAAACCACCGGAAAUGAGAAACGUUACGACGAAAAGAAAUCGAGUUCGGUUUGAAAAUAAUCAAGAAGGAAGCGGAAGCGAAAGCGGACCGAACAGUCCUCGCGUUGAUAGUCCGAGUAAAAAUUACAACCUUUACUCUGCGAAUCAGAGCGAAUACAACAACACUUCCGGUGGUCGUUUAUAUCAGAAAAGUUCAGAUCCGGCAAAAUCGUACGUCAUGAACGAGAGUUGCGGUCCGGCACAAGUCACGAGAGGUUUAAAAAUCGAACCGGAUCAAAAAGAUCAAAGGUUCGAUGAAAAAAAAGGGAAAAAUUCCGAGGGUUGCCGACCGUUGACGGCGAGAGAACAACUUUUCGGAUCAUCCAAUUAUUAUUUAAACGAUGAAAACAGUCCUCAAUUGUCGCCGGUUUACCAAAGCGAAGCAGCAAGAGAAAUCAUUUUGGAAAUGUCUGGAAAUCCGGUACGGAGACAGGGAAAUCGUAGACAGAUAAGAAAGGAAAAACGUCGACAUCACACCGUGUCGAACAUUCGACACGUAACGGAAAACGAAAAUCAAUUUUCAAAAAUGGGCUCGGCAAGAUCGAGAGACGAUCUAGAUAUGGAAAGAGCUCUUAGGCCAAGGAUGAACGCACCGGAUGUUGUGAGAUCGACGAUGAAUCACAAAGAUUUAAAAUACAACGAAAGCACGAUCGAUAACAUAUUGGGAACUCCGAAUAAAAUAUUGAUACCCGAGAGGUACAUACCGGAACAAGAGCCCACGCUCACGGCGGAAGAACAAAUGCAAAGAUUUAGAAAAGCGGAAAGCAUAAGGAAAAUGUUAUCGGAAACGACGGCACUAUCGACACCAGAUCUUAGCACAGGCGUGGAAGAAGAAAAGAAAAGUUGCACGAUAAGGAAAAAAGUGGAAGAAGAAAAAAAACAAAGGGAACAUUUAUUAGAAUUGAAUCAAAUUCUCGCUCAACAAGUCAUGGAAAAGAGUAAAUUAGUCGCGGUUAAAGCGAUGGCUUCCCUUCCGUUGUCGUACGAUGAAAAAAAUUUUAUCAACGAUCAAGAUUACGAUGAUUUAUCUCCGGUUCAACCGUUACCACUCUACCAACAGAGAGAUAAUUUUUUCACGUGA
Pediculus humanus corporis (human body louse) is the source of this 3027-nucleotide messenger RNA. RefSeq lists its product as uncharacterized. The transcript has 12 exons. Bases 1 to 3027 code for a protein of 1008 amino acids. Lineage: Eukaryota; Metazoa; Arthropoda; Insecta; Psocodea; Pediculidae. The record is from RefSeq and is a predicted model, not a curated record.